Labeo rohita (rohu) is the source of this 2520-nucleotide messenger RNA. RefSeq names its product extracellular calcium-sensing receptor. Bases 1 to 2520 code for a protein of 839 amino acids. The record is from RefSeq and is a predicted model, not a curated record. Gene Ontology annotation, molecular function: G protein-coupled receptor activity. Lineage: Eukaryota; Metazoa; Chordata; Actinopteri; Cypriniformes; Cyprinidae. Gene Ontology annotation, cellular component: membrane. Gene Ontology annotation, biological process: G protein-coupled receptor signaling pathway. The transcript is spliced from 6 exons.
AUGCUUUUCUUUCUUUACACACUCCUGCUUUUCAUUCUGCUUCAUACAAAAGCAGAAAAGCCUUUUUGUCGAAUGAUGGGAGACCCUAAUUACCCACUGAUAUCCAAAGAUGGAGAUGUAACUAUUGGAGCACUUUUUCCUAUCCGGAGCAUAGAGACAUUACCUUCAUUUGAAUUUACACAAAAACCUCAGUUGCUAUCAUGCUCCAGUGUAAAUCUAAGAGAUUUUCGGAUGGCUCAGACCAUGAUCUUUGCCAUUGACGAGAUUAACAACAGUAAAAGUUUACUCCCAAAUAUUUCUAUUGGCUACCGAAUUUAUGAUACCUGUGGUUCAAGAUUGUCUUCUAUGAGUGCAACUAUGGCAUUAAUGAAUGGACAAGAAUUUGCAGCAGAGGACACAUGCGAUGGGCAGUCUCCUAUACAUGCCAUCAUAGGAGAAACAGAAUCAUCAGCCACAGUGAUUCUGUCCAGAACUACAGGGCCUUUUAAAAUUCCAGUGAUAAGUCACUCAGCCACAUGUGAAUGUCUCAGUAACAGGAAAAAUUAUCCAUCUUUCUUCAGGACUAUUGCUAGCGAUUACCACCAGAGCAGAGCUCUUGCAUACAUAAUCAAACACUUUGGCUGGUCUUGGGUGGGAGCUGUGAACAGUGACAAUGAUUAUGGGAACAAUGGAAUGGGCAUAUUUCUGAAUACGGCCCAGGAAGAAGGGAUUUGUGUGGAGUACUCUGAGAAAUUCUACCGAACAGAGCCUGAAAAACUUCGAAAAGUGGUGGCGACAAUUAAAAAAAGCACUGCAAAAGUGAUUGUUGUGUUUCUUACCAGUUUUGAAAUGGAAAAUUUGCUUGAGCAACUAAGUACUGAGAAUAUUACAGGCCUCCAAAUGAUUGGGGUAGAGGCAUGGAUAACUGCUAAAAGUUUGAUUGGUCCAAACAGCUUUCGUGUUCUUGGAGGGUCACUGGGGUUUGCAGUGAGAAAAAUCAAUAUUGAAGGUUUUGCAGACUAUGUUAUAAAGUCAUUUUGGGAAACAGCUUUUCCAUGCUCACAGAGAGAAAGAAAUCUUCCUCAAUAUGCAUUAAGUUGCAACAUAUAUCAGGAUCUGCUUGUGCUUAAAAACUACAAUGAAGAUGUACCUGAACAAAGAUAUUCGAGCAAUGUGUACAAAGCUGUUUAUGCUGUGGCUCAUUCACUACACAGUCUACUCAAGUGCAAAGAAAAUAAAGGUUGUGAGAAAGACCUAAAAAUACAACCUCAGCAGGUUGUUGAAGCACUGAAAAGAGUAAAUUUCACUGUAACAAUGGGAGAUCGUGUGUGGUUUGACAGCACUGGUGCCGCAGUAGCCCAAUAUGAAGUUGUGAACUGGCAGAAGGACUCUGAUGGCUCAAUCCAAUUUACACCAGUGGGAUACUAUGAUGCCUCACUGCCCCCUGACCAGCGCUUUGUGCUCAAGACUGAAAACAUAAUCUGGACUGGAGGACAGCUGGAGAAACCAAGGUCUGUGUGCAGUGAGAGCUGUCCUCCAGGAACUAGGAAAGCUGCACAAAAAGGAAGACCUGUCUGCUGUUAUGAUUGUAUUCCAUGUGCAGAAGGAGAAAUCAGUAAUGAGACAGAUUCAAAUAACUGCAAGCAGUGUCCAGCAGAAUACUGGUCUAAUGCUGAGAAAAAUAAAUGUGUGUUAAAGGUUGUAGAGUUUCUGUCAUUCACAGAAGUUAUGGGUAUAGUGCUUGUCUUUUUCUCACUCUUUGGAGUAGGAUUAACUGCACUGGUAGCCAUUCUGUUUUACAGUAAGAAGGACACCCCCAUAGUAAAAGCCAACAACUCAGAGCUGAGCUUCCUGCUGCUCUUCUCAUUGACUCUUUGUUUUCUCUGCUCACUUACUUUCAUUGGUCAGCCCACAGAGUGGUCCUGUAUGUUGCGUCACACAGCAUUUGGAAUAACUUUUGUCCUCUGUAUCUCCUGUGUUCUGGGGAAAACAAUAGUUGUGUUAAUGGCCUUUAAGGCUACACUUCCAGGAAGUAAUGUCAUGAAAUGGUUUGGGCCUGCACAACAACGACUCAGUGUUCUUGCCUUUACACUUAUACAAGUUCUUAUCUGUGUACUUUGGCUAACAAUAUCUCCUCCAUUUCCUCACAAAAAUAUGAAAUAUUAUAAGGACAAGAUCAUUCUUGAGUGUAGUCUGGGUUCUACAAUAGGUUUCUCUGCUGUUCUGGGUUAUAUUGGCCUAUUGGCUGUCUUGUGUUUCAUUCUGGCUUUUCUGGCUCGCACACUGCCUGAUAACUUCAAUGAAGCCAAAUUCAUUACAUUCAGUAUGCUUAUAUUCUGUGCUGUAUGGAUUACAUUUAUCCCAUCUUAUGUCAGUUCUCCUGGAAAAUUUACUGUAGCUGUGGAGAUUUUUGCAAUUUUAGCCUCAAGCUUUGGCUUACUGUUCUGCAUAUUUGCACCUAAAUGUUUCAUCAUCCUACUUAAGCCUGAACAAAAUACAAAACAACAUAUGAUGGGAAAGGUUCCAUCCAAAUCCUACUGA